AUGAAUAUUGAGAAUCAUCGUCAUAAUACAUGUAUAAAACUUGAUGAUGAUGAAGAACGAAGUGAAGGUGAAUUAGAUUCAUCAUUUAGUGAUAAUGAUGAUGAUGAUGAUGAUGAAAUUCUUCCUAAAACAACUUGUCAACCACAACAAACUAGUCAAUCAUGGACAAAUAUGUUAACAGAACAGAAUCUCUCUUCUAUUAUGUCAAAUGCUUUAGCAGAUAAUUCCGAAAUAAUUCAUAUUGAUGAUCCAAUAGCUCAACAAAGUUCAAAUCCAUUAACAUAUGUAUUUCCACCAGGUACAAAUAUCGAUGAAUAUUUUGAACGAAAACAAAAACGAACCGAACCAAAAUCUAAACGUAAACCAACUCGACGUGAUUUAAAAAAUCUUUCAAAAUUAUUAAAUAAAGAAAAAAAUGAAGAUCUAUUACGUGUUAUACUUGAUACAAUUGGUUGUCAACGUGCAUUUCAAUAUGCUCAUGAAGCUAUUAAAUUAUAUAAACGUAAAGAUGAUUCAACAAUAAUCAAAUCUGAUAAUGGACAAUUACGAACAUUAGGUGGAAUUUAUUUUAAAAUGUUUCUUACUGAUAAUGAUAAUAAUUUACUAAAUGAAAAUGAACGAGAUAAAAUUAAAAAACAAAAUCAAGAUAUACAAAAAGCAAAGAAAAAGAAAAAAACAAAGAAUAAAAAGAAAAAUACAUCAUGA
This is a messenger RNA of Adineta steineri, 705 nucleotides long. Lineage: Eukaryota; Metazoa; Rotifera; Eurotatoria; Adinetida; Adinetidae. The record is from the annotation of a GenBank genome assembly.